CUCCAUCAACACUUGGUCUUCAAACCGAUUUUCGUGAACUGCACAUCGACAUGGCUACGGAAAGCACACCACAGGUUGAAGCCGUCGACUCUGCUCCUGAGAACCGCGCAAGAUGGAAGCAUCUAGACACAAUUCUGAUGCGCGAAGGACAAUUCACUGAUCCGGACAACGCUACACCGGGUGACCAAAAGAUCCAGAGCCUCAAGGAUGCAAAGAUCCUGGUCAUUGGAGCCGGUGGCCUUGGAUGUGAAAUCCUCAAGAACCUCGCCUUGUCUGGAUUCAAGAACAUCGAUGUCAUUGACAUGGACACAAUCGACGUAUCCAACCUGAACCGCCAGUUCCUCUUCCGCCAGGCCGAUGUUGGAAGUUACAAGGCCGAAGUGGCCGCUCGCUUUGUCGAGAAGCGUUGCAAGGGAGUCAAGAUCACACCAUACUGCGGCAAGAUCCAGGACAAGGACGAGGACUACUAUCUUCAGUUCAACGUCAUCGUCUGCGGUCUGGACAGCAUUGAAGCAAGAAGAUGGAUCAACGCCACUCUGGUUGGCAUGGUGGACGACAACAAUGUCGACAGCCUGAAGCCCUUGAUCGAUGGCGGUACCGAAGGUUUCAGAGGCCAGUCUAGGGUCAUCCUACCCACCAUGACGAGCUGCAUCGAGUGCCAGCUGGACAUGCAUGCUCCCCGUGCCGCUGUACCUCUAUGCACUUUGGCCACCAUUCCUCGUCAACCUCAGCACUGUAUCGAGUGGGCUCAUCUGAUUGCUUGGGACGAGGAGCGUAAAGACAUCACUCUCGACACCGACGACACGGAGCACAUUUCUUGGUUAUUCGCAAAGGCGCUGAAACGCGCAGAGGAAUACAACAUCCCCGGAGUCACCUACUCGAUGACUCAAGGUGUUGUCAAGAACAUCAUCCCUGCUAUCGCCUCGACCAACGCCAUUGUCGCCGCCUCGUGCUGCCUUGAAGCCUUCAAGAUCGUGACGGGCACCGCACCCUUCCUGGGCCACCCCGAAGAAAACAACUACAUGAUGUACAGUGGCGACGACAGCAUCUAUACAUACACAUUCGAGCAUGAGAAGAAGGACGACUGUCCCGUUUGCGGCAAUCUGGCCAAGGUGAUCAAUGUCAAGAAGGAGUGGACACUGCAGGAGUUCCUGGAGCAUCUCGCAGAGAGACCUGAAGCACAGCUCAAGAAGCCCUCGAUCAGAACCGAGGAGAAGUCGCUCUACUAUUCGGCACCUCCCAGUCUCGAGGAGCAGACUCGUCCCAACUUGAAGCGCAAGCUGGAGGAGCUUCUGUCUGAUGGACAGGAAGUAGGAGUCAGUGACCCCGCAUUCACCAUUGACUUCAAGUUCAAGGUGCAUUUCACCUGAAGAGUGGUCGCAAAAACAAGACACAGCGCGGCAUGGAAGGUGAAGUUCUUGGGGAUCUUUGGGCACGAAAUGAUGAAGCAUAGCGUAGGCGUUCUUGGGGGAUCUCAAGGUUCUGAUAGGUAGAGGACUCCAAUUAGCGUAGAUGGCUCGAUAUACGAGACUCGAAUGUACAAAACUUGAUCAAUCAUGAAGCAAGA
Messenger RNA from Aureobasidium pullulans EXF-150, 1567 nucleotides. Its product is annotated as putative NEDD8 activating enzyme. NCBI's taxonomy places the organism in Eukaryota, Fungi, Ascomycota, Dothideomycetes, Dothideales, Saccotheciaceae. Gene Ontology annotation, molecular function: NEDD8 activating enzyme activity. The coding region runs from base 51 to 1370 and encodes 439 amino acids. Gene Ontology annotation, cellular component: cytoplasm; nucleus. The transcript has 6 exons. The record is from RefSeq and is a predicted model, not a curated record. Gene Ontology annotation, biological process: protein neddylation.